ACACGCACACACACACACACACACACACACACACACGCAUACUGCUCCACAACUGGUAGGAAAAAAAAGAAAAACCUCAGACAUGGAUGACCCGCUCACAAAAUGGCUCCACUUACACAGUAACAUCAACAACACGGCUGAAACGGAUUUUGUGGGAGUUUAAAAAGGGUCACGGUGUAAAAAUGAUGGAAAAACGGGAGCAGGAGCUUUGUCCUGGAAGUCCCGACGCAGGAUCCGGUCCUGGAAAGCGAGAAGACUCGGCCAUCAUCUCUAGACACAACGGAUACAAGGAGGAAGAGGAGCCGGUGAGAGAAAGGGGGGAGGAGGGAGAUGAGGAGGAGGAAGAGGAAGAGGAGGAGCAGGCGGACGAGAAGGAGAGGGGAGGGAGCUUCAAAGGGGCUGAGGAGACGGAUGACGUUCCGCUGCAGAACUCGAGCAACGGGUCCAGCAUCAGCAUCAUCAUCAACGGCGUUGCCAGGGAAACUGCCUCUCUCAACGCCCUUGACCUGAAAAGGGAAGUACCGGUGAUCGAGCUCUCCAGGAGGGACGCUAUAAAAGCGCUAGAGCAGAGGACGGAGAGCCAUUUCGUGCCGAUCACGGAACUCCGCAGACCUCCACCGCUGCCAUUGCCGCCGCCGCAUCGAGACAACGCUCGAAUGGUCCAGCUGAGCCCAAACGCGUUCCCUGUCCCGGCCCGGGCGAUGCUCUACAACCUGGCGCAGCCUCUUGCCGCCAUCAACAGUCUUGGAGGAGAGUCAGAGCAGUACAGCAUGUACCCCAGCAACAGGGUAAAGCGCCGCCCGGCGCCUUAUGAGGUUGAACUCGACGAGGGUAGGCGCAUUUUAGAUCUUUAUAAGUAUGCUGGCCAGCCAAAGAUUGUGCGUCGCAUCUUCACAAACAGCCGUGAGCGUUGGCGGCAACAGAAUGUAAACGGUGCAUUUGCAGAGCUCCGCAAACUCAUCCCCACUCACCCUCCGGACAAGAAACUGAGCAAAAAUGAGAUUCUGAGACUUGCUAUGAAGUACAUCAGCUUCCUCUCUAACCUUUUGGAAGACCAGGACGGGGGAAGAAAUGUCGGCAGCACAACUGAUGGGGACACAGGCCUGCUGGUUGGUGUUCCGACCCAUGAGGGAGGCCCUCAGGGUGCUCCACACCAAGAAACAGCGGUGGACCUAGUAAGGGAUGAUCUUCUGGAGACGAUGUCACCAGGUUCCAGCUGUGGUAGCCUACCUGAUGGCGAUGCUGAGGGGAGUCCCGAGAGCUUCAUGGAGGACCAGGACUCACCUCCAGCAACAAGGACUCUAACAGCCUCCCGCGGACCCUCACUGCAUCUGGCAACUAGGGAUCUGAGGCGUAAUGGACGGCCAUUAGAUGGUUCCAGCCGACGAUGAUGCUUACACUAGGAGAUCAUAUUUAUGACGUCAAAGACUAAAUAAAAGCAACUACAGACCAUGUGAAGAGUAGAUUUCCUUAAAACCCUUUAUCUUGAAGUAAUCGGUUAAGGAAGAAUUGUCUUAAACAUAGAAAGUGAAACAUGCACCUGAGACAAUACAGUUAAAUAUCGUAGUUUAAUUUGAUCCACUUGUAAAUUCUGCAUGUUUCAUGCUCUUAGCCGACUCUAAGACUAUACAUUUCUACAUGUUGGAAGUUCCAAAGACACUGUGUGAAAUGAAAGCAUAGAAAAAAAAUUUAUGAGGCAAAGAAAUAUCUUAAAUCAAGCACCCAUCAUUUAGGAGAUGUUCAGUAAGGAGUUAAUUGUGUGCUAAGCCUGCAAUCACCGUUGAUUACAAAACAAUGCAUUUGGUAUAGAACCACUUCGUUUAAAAAAUUCUGCAGGAAACCUGACCUAAAAUGCCAAGACAUAAACUUCAAAGUGAAAGUGGAACCACUUUCAUUGGAAAGAAAAAUAAUGAUAAAAUACAUUUACUAGAAGCUGUUACAGUCCAGUUCGUCUGAUCUAGUUUACGUAUGUAUUGUAAAUUGUAUAUAUUUCCACUGCGCAUUGUAAUGAGAAUGACUUCCUCGCGACGAGGUUUCCGAUGUAACAUAGCGGGUUUGUUAAUAGGUUUGUCAUCGAAAAUGUCUUUUAAGUGACAAGAUUUAAGAAAACAGGGGAAAACAGGAAAUGUAGACAUCAAUGUAAAACUAUUACAGGAGGAUGAAAGUGCAUCAAAUGUGGUACCACUUCAGUCACAUUAGACUGUAUGAUUAGAAAAUCAUACAAAAUAUUUUAACAGACUGUUAACCAAUUACACUUUGUGUAAAAUAACAUCAAAAACCCAUGUAUUUGAAAUUGUUGUGGAGGUACAAUAUAGACAGUGCUCUUAAAGUGUACAAAACGUGGGUCAGAUGAAAUCUUGAGGUGACUCAUGAAGUCGUUUUGAUAUGAAUGUUUUCAUGUUUUUUUUAAACUAUAAUGCAAAUGUAGUUUAGCAAGGUACACAAAUAAGUCCCUUUGUUUCAGUAUUACAUGUGUACAUGUACACUCCCACCACACCUACUACCCCCCUUCACCCCACCCCCAUCCUAUUCUCCACUACCUUGCAGUAUUAAUAUAACAAGAACACCAGCAGUUUUCUGGAAGUUAAGUAUUGCUCACUGCUGUUGGUUAUUCUGCUUUUGUAGCAGAACCUGGUAGCUUAUCUUGGUACCUUUGGUAUUUUAUGAAUAACAAUAAAGGAACAUUGUACGUUUGGUAAUGACAUAUUUGUUGUAUGAUAGCUGUACCUAUAAAUAUAUACAAUGUUAAAGGGAUGGAUUUUAUACAAAAACAGAAUAAAAUAUGCAGCGGAAGAAUGAA
Messenger RNA from Cyprinodon tularosa, 2800 nucleotides. RefSeq names its product T-cell acute lymphocytic leukemia 1 (gene tal1). Gene Ontology annotation, biological process: regulation of transcription by RNA polymerase II. NCBI's taxonomy places the organism in Eukaryota, Metazoa, Chordata, Actinopteri, Cyprinodontiformes, Cyprinodontidae. The coding region runs from base 87 to 1391 and encodes 434 amino acids. The record is from RefSeq and is a predicted model, not a curated record. The transcript has 4 exons. Gene Ontology annotation, molecular function: RNA polymerase II cis-regulatory region sequence-specific DNA binding; protein dimerization activity; DNA-binding transcription factor activity, RNA polymerase II-specific.